AUGCUCAUCAUCUACAUCCUCAACCCGGACAAGGAGCCGCUGCCGUGGCGCACGUACUGCGCGGCGCAGAUGCCCUUUCCGCACAUAUUUGCCGACCGGCUGGCGCCCGUCGAUGUCCUCGUCGGCGUGCUGACCGUCGACAACAAGUACGAGCGGCGCAACAUGAUUCGCUCCACGUACGCCUCGCACACGCUGCCGCUGGGGCCCGACGGCCGGCCGAUGGCAAACGUGCAGGUCAAGUUCAUCCUCGGCAAGGUGCGCAAGGCGCACGCGCGGCGCGUCGCCCUCGAGAUGGAGGCGUACAACGACAUCGUCGUGCUGGACAUGGACGAGAACAUGAGUGCUCGCAAGACGCUCACGUUCCUCAAGUGGGCCGCGCAGAACGCCACGAUGCCCUUUGUGCGGCCGAGCGCGCCGCUCAGUGCCGCACCCGAGACGCCGGGCCAUGUAUCGGCACAGCUGCCGGACAAGGCGCGCCGCUCGGACAAUGUGGCGUGGAAGAAGGUCGACUAUGUCGUCAAGGCCGACGACGACUCCUUCAUCGUGCUGAGCGAGCUCGAGCGGCAUCUGCGCGUGGCGCCGCGCAAGAUGACGUACUGGGGCUAUCUCGUCAAAGAGUGGUUCAUGGGCGGCGAGGCGUACGCGCUGUCGAUGGACCUGGUCGAGUGGCUCGCGCACUCGCCCGAGGUCGAGCGCACGGCCAAGGGCAAGGAGGACACGCGCACGCCGCAGUGGAUUGCGAUGCACCCGAACCGCAGCUCCGUCAGCUGGAUCUCGGAGCACUGCUGGAUCUACGACCACCCCAAGGCGGGCACGCCGUACUCGCACGGCUUCCUCUUCCCCGACUACGUCGAGCGCAUCAAGGCUGAGGCGCGCGUCGGACUCAGCGAGCAGGAGGUGAUGUGGCGCGGCGGCGAGCGGCGCAGCCACAGCUACAGCACCGUCAGCCGCUGGCACCACGCCUACGUGGCGCCGCGCGAUCACCUGACCGCCGAGGAGGAGAUCGAGGCGCUCGUCGAGGGCGGCGGCCGCUGGGCCGGCACGUGGGUGCGCGGCGCCGCUGGCGAGGGCAGCAGCAGCGAGACCGAGACGUGGCUGCCGUGGUCCGACAUCGUCUACGAGAGCGACGACGAGCGGCUGCGCCGGGCCAUGGCGGCGGACCGUGAGGCCGAGAAGCUGCGUCUGCUGCCGCGCCCCACGCACAAGGACGGCGACGGCACGGCCGAGGCGCUGCGUGCGCGCCGCUACCUCGGGCGCCCGCACGGCGGCACCGUCGUGGUGCACUAUCUCAAGAAGAGCGAGUGGUGGCUCGAGACGGCCAUGGUCUUCCUCGGCCGCGGCGCCAUGUGGCAGUCGGACAUUGGCGGCGCGGCGCGCGAGUACCGCCAGUACGGCAGCCCGCUGGUGCGCCACGACGGCUACAUCAGCGAGGGCCGCAGCCAGCCACGGCCGGACCAGGGCGUCAACGUCGCCGAGGGCGACGAGCGCUGGACGGCCAUCGCUGGCAAGAAGGAGCGGCCGCCAGCCGACAAGCCGAGCACCGAGUCGACGUCGACCAUCUAG
Tilletiopsis washingtonensis is the source of this 1563-nucleotide messenger RNA. RefSeq lists its product as hypothetical. The coding region runs from base 1 to 1563 and encodes 520 amino acids. Gene Ontology annotation, cellular component: membrane. The record is from RefSeq and is a predicted model, not a curated record. NCBI's taxonomy places the organism in Eukaryota, Fungi, Basidiomycota, Exobasidiomycetes, Entylomatales. The transcript has 3 exons. Gene Ontology annotation, molecular function: hexosyltransferase activity.